Schistosoma rodhaini is the source of this 2218-nucleotide messenger RNA. NCBI's taxonomy places the organism in Eukaryota, Metazoa, Platyhelminthes, Trematoda, Strigeidida, Schistosomatidae. The record is from the annotation of a GenBank genome assembly.
GCACCAAAUUGUGGAGGUUUAGUAGAGCUCUCCUCAUAAAGUCCUGGGAGAUUCUAUCACCACCCAGAGAUCUUUUGUGAUGUAGUCAGUUGUAAAGAUCUACAAGUUAUACUACUACUUGAAGAAGUGCACGGAAAAAGCACUCGAAACUCAGGUCUGAUGUUGACACUUCACCAUCAUUGUCAUUAAAAUAUUAUUAAAAUAAUUGUCUCAGGAAAUAGCUUGUGUUUCUCGCAUUGGCAGGUUCAUUCCUCAAUUUAUCUUCAUCUAGAGUAACAGAUCAUAAUGAAAUAGUAAAAGGACAAGUUACGACGAUUAAAGCAAACGGCCAGCUGUUAUGCGUCUCUGUAAUCUUCUAUUCGAGCCGUUACCAGUUGGUAGUAAUAACUGCUUCCCGCACCAUAUAAAAGGCCGUGUAUAGAUUAAAUCCUAUCAGUGAUUAUCUCGAUCUUAUGUGAGCAAGUAAUGCAGCUAAUCAAAUGGAAAUUAAGGAAUUAUUUCUGCCAUCUAGGCAUUAUAGUUCUCAGAAAGGCCGCUUUUGUAUCACUUCAGUCGCUAGGUCUGGUUUGUGAAUAAACGUAGGACGCUUUGUAUGACAACAAUCAGAUUAAGUUUGUGUAUCCAGAUGUUUUUGAAACUUUCCUAAGUACCGCUCAACACAAAACAGUAAAUGCUACUGGUUUUCCAAACUACCAUUCCCUCUGGCGUUGAUGGUAUCUGUAAACCCCGUUGUAAUAAUAAACCUGUUACUAUACGUGAGGUCUUCCUAAUAAUGACUUGCAUCCAACAUAAUUUGAUCGUAUGCAGUCUAUGUUAUGCACCUGUGACGCAACUAGUCCUCUGAAGCAAUACAUAAUAUCAUAUCCACAUCUUACCUAAGGAUUUGCAGUAGAAUAUAAACUAUGGAAAGUCAAACUAUAAUAGGUCGACAUAACUGUUGACAGAUCAUACAGAACUUAAUCAGAUAGUAGACAGUAAGAACAUCGAAUAAUUAGGAUAUUCUGUGUGAAUACUCGUUUAUAGCUACUAUUGACCAGAUUAAUUUACAAGUGUAGAUUAUGUCAGGUUAAAGUGAUUAUGUACUGAUUUCAACAAGCAAUUAAAAUCUAAAGUACUCAGGAGAGGUGAUUGUCUUGGGUUGGCGCAUCUGUUAUCUUUGUUUUGUUUACACCUGACCCCCCAACCUUGAUUAGUAAGGCAGUUUUUGGACCAUUAUUCCACUUUUCACUUGCUUGAACUAAUAAGCUGCACUUUAUGGGGUUCAGAUGCUGAUUUAAUAUACAUUCCAUUCUCCAGGUUUGCUCAAAUCAGUAUUCCACUUUUAAAUGUGAUCUUGGUAAUUGGUUUUGUCCGAAAAAUAAAAUACUUCCACAAUAAUUCAUAUUACAGUUAGUGUUUUUUGAUGGAUUUAGAUCUAGAAUGGAAGUUAGUGUACGUUAGCAGCGCAUACAACCCAUCUUUAGACCAGACAUUGGAUUCCAUCUUAGUUGGUCCAAUUCCAGUUGGUCGUCAUCAAUUUUCUUUUGAGGCUAAUGCUCCUGAUCCAAAAAUAAUUCCUAAUGAAGAUAUUGUUGGCGUAACAGUUGUGCUUAUACAAGCUUUGUACAGAGAUAAAGAGUUUAUACGUGUUGGUUAUUAUGUUAACAAUGAGUACAAAACAGAAGAAUUACGUCUUGAACCACCGGCUGAACCUCUGCUUAACGAACUGGAACGACAUGUAAUAGCUUCAGACCCUCGUGUUACUCGCUUUCCAAUUGACUGGGGUGAUGGUCUCUUAGAUGGGUGUCCAGAACCAGAACAGCCUACAGAAGAUAACGAAGAGUCUAAUUUACUGGGUAAUGAAGAACAAGUGGAAAAUAUUUCUCAACUGGAUCAGGAAAAUGAGGAUCAAAAUAAUAAAUUAGACCCAUCUAACUUUUGUGAAGGCCAGUCUGGCGUACAGUUUAUAGAAAAUGCAUCGUGUAUGCCGCUCCAUCCUGUCCAGUCAUCAACUGUUCCUGUCGACACUUUUUGAAUUGCUUGAUAAACGUUACUUUCAAGAUUGCAUUUUAAAAUAAACUUUUAUAUCAGAAUUUAUCACACGUCUAUGAUGAUAUUGCUAUUGUAUGUUCAACUCGCUAUACUAGGUAUCGCUCUUUUUUAUGCCUACAAGAUUUAAUACGAUUAACAUUUUUUUAACUGUACAACUGUUCGAUGUACCUAAUAGCAUUCUAAUUUU